Messenger RNA from Acanthosepion pharaonis, 1095 nucleotides. The record is from the annotation of a GenBank genome assembly. Lineage: Eukaryota; Metazoa; Mollusca; Cephalopoda; Sepiida; Sepiidae.
AUGGGGAUCCUGGAAAAGAUUCAAGAAAUCGAGAAAGAAAUUUCUCGAACACAGAAAAACAAAGCAACUGAAUAUCAUCUUGGUUUGUUAAAAGCUAAGCUUGCCAAGUACAGACAACAGUUGCUAGAGCCAUCAUCAAAAUCAUCUGUGAAGGGUGAAGGGUUUGAUGUUAUGAAAUCUGGAGAUGCACGCAUUGCCCUGAUUGGUUUCCCCUCAGUUGGAAAGUCCACCAUUUUGAACAUCUUGACAAAAACUCAUAGUGAAUCUGCUUCCUAUGAAUUCACAACACUGACAUGUAUUCCUGGUGUAAUUCAGUAUAAUGGAGCCAACAUUCAACUUCUUGAUUUACCUGGAAUCAUUGAAGGAGCCGCUCAAGGCAAAGGUCGAGGUCGCCAGGUUAUUGCUGUUGCUCGGACUGCAGAUCUUGUUGUGAUAAUGUUGGAUGCAACAAAAGGUGAUAUUCAAAGGCAGUUGUUAGAAAAUGAAUUAGAAACAGUGGGCAUCCGAUUAAAUCGACGUAAACCUAAUAUAUAUUUCAAACAAAAGAAAGGUGGUGGUAUAUCUUUUAAUUCCACUGUGCCUCUUACAAAAACAAAUGAGAAAAUGGUUCAAUUAAUCCUUCAUGAAUACAAAAUAUUUAAUUGUGAAGUUCUAUUUAGAGAUGAUUGUACUGCUGAUGAAUUAAUAGACGUGAUUUUAGGGAACCGAAUAUAUAUGCCAUGUGUGUAUGUGUAUAACAAAAUUGAUCAGAUUUCUAUUGAAGAAGUUGAUCGACUUGCUCGAAAACCCUACACUGUUGUUGUCAGUUGUAACAUGAAAUUGAAUCUUGACUACUUCUUGGAAUCAGUCUGGGAAUAUUUAGCCUUGGUUCGUGUUUAUACAAAGAAAAGGGGAGAGGGUCCUGAUUUUGAUGGUGGUUUGAUAUUAAGAAAAGGAUGCACUGUCGAGCAUGUGUGUCAUACAAUCCAUCGUAGUUUAGUCAGUGCUUUUAAAUAUGCCUUAGUUUGGGGUACCAGUGUGAAGUAUAGUCCACAAAGAGUAGGAAUCCAGCAUCAAAUGCACCACGAUGAUGUCAUCCAAAUUGUGAAAAAAUAA